CCUCGUGAAGAAAAGCGGUAGAAAAUGAAUGAAUGAAUUAUUUGGCAUAUACAGUAUGUGCCAAUAGAUACAAUACCCAUCGAUAAAGCCUGAUUAUCUUAUGUAUAACACUCAUUAAACUUACUAGUUACUGUUAGUACUUGUAACUACUUACUUACUAGUUCAUAUACGCCAUACUGUGCGCUCUGUGUAAUUGUGAGUGUUAGGCACUAAUUAUUAUUCACGUACCCCCUAUGUACCCCACUUACCUAGGCUGUAGAAUAAUAGAAUAAAAGUUCCUGUAGAAUAAAUCUCUUCAGAUAAAACUCUUGCUAAGUACAUUGCGCCCCAUCUGAGAAAAUGUCAUAGUAGCCUACUACACAAUAAAAGCUCAAUAUAUUUUGAAAUUUUAAGCACCUGCAGUCACCUUUUCCAGAUAGAAAACAUACACAUAAUCCCUUAGUCCCACCAACACAUGGUCUGUACUUUACAUCCUUUCAGUGCUUCCCUUUACUUGCUUGUUUUUUUCAAUUAAGAUGAAUUAUAGAACUGCAUGGGAGGAACGGGGACAAGGAAAGCUUAUUGUGAUAUUACCCCAAGGCAUUCAGUCGAUGAGUUGGUGAGCGAAACAGAGUGUGCUGUGGAUAUUUUGGUCUCAGUGCUUCACACCCCUCAGACUCUUAAUGGACCACAUGAUAUGCAACUUUAGCCAGAGCCCGUGCAAGUGGGAGGCGAGAUGGAAAGUGGACAAGCAGGCAAAGAUUGGAAUUAUUGCUCAUAUGUGGUCACGGAGGAGAUAAAGGAGUUAGAUGGAGGAGACGUCGGGCUGUGUUUGUGCUAGCUGUUGGGGACUUAAAGAGAGCAGCGACUACAGUGAUGCCGAGGUCCUCCCAGACUCUUAUCCAUCAGCGCCAGCAGAACCCCUCCCAGAAUUCUUACUCGAACCAGAGGAUGCUUUUAUUGUGAAGAACAGGCCUGUUCAGCUUCGGUGCAGGGCGUCACCAGCUACUCAGAUCUACUUCAAGUGCAAUGGGGAGUGGGUCAAUCAAAAUGACCAUGUCACCAGAGAGAGCUUGGACCAGGUCACAGGUCUCGUGGUGAGGGAGGUGGACAUAUCGGUGUCGAGGACCCAAGUUGAGGAACUGUUCGGGUUGGAGGACUACUGGUGUCAAUGUGUAGCCUGGAGCUCAGCUGGAACCACCAAGAGCAACCGUGCCUACGUCCGCAUCGCAUACUUGAGGAAAAACUUUGAGCAGGAGCCACUUGGGCGGGAGGUGCGACUGGAGCAGGAGGUCCUCCUGCAGUGUCGCCCCCCGGAGGGCAUGCCUGCUGCUGAGGUGGACUGGCUGAAGAAUGAGGACACCAUUGACCCUUCACAGGACCCCAACUUUCUGAUCACCAUCGAUAAUGAUCUGAUAAUCAAACAGGCCAGACUCUCGGACACGGCCAACUAUACUUGCUUGGCUCGUAAUGUGGUGGCCAAACGACGAAGCAGCACAGCGACUGUCAUUGUUUAUGUGAGCGGCGGAUGGUCUUCUUGGACGGAAUGGUCUGAGUGUAACACAAAGUGUGGGCGGGGCUGGCAGCGACGAACACGUAGCUGCACUAACCCCGCCCCCCUCAAUGGCGGUGCCUUCUGUGAAGGCCCACCCUUCCAGAGAGUGACUUGCACCACAUUGUGCCCAGUGGAUGGAGGCUGGACAGAAUGGGCAAAGUGGUCCGCGUGUAGCACAGAGUGUACCCAUUGGCGAAGCCGCGAGUGCCAGGCCCCUGCACCCAGGAAUGGAGGGAAACAUUGCAGCGGGAGCAUGAUGGAGAGUAAAAACUGCACUGAUGGGCUAUGUGCACGUAAUAAAAAGGUUUCUAUUGAACAUGCAAGCCAUCCACCAGCGCCCGAUAUGGGUGUGGCAGUCUACGCCGGCCUAGUGGGGGCGCUGUUGCUGUGUGGGAUCCUGGUCCUGUGCGUGGGUAUCCUGGCAUACCGCCGCAGAUGCAGCCAUCUCCACGGCGACAUCACCGACUCUUCUUCUGCUCUCACCGCUGCCUUUCACCCUGGCAACUACAAGCCUCCCAGACAAGAUAACCCCCACCCUCUGCAUCCGUCCGCCCCUCCUGACCUGACGGCCACAGCGGGGGCUUUCCGCAGCCCUCUGUUCUCCUUGCAGCAAGGGGUCAACGACAGCCACAAAAUCCCCAUGACCACAUCCCCGCUGUUAGACCCCUUGCCCACUCUCAAAAUCAAGGUGUACAACUCGUCCACUCUUUCAUCACUGGAGAUCCCCGCCGACAUGUGCUCAGCAGAUGGCGAGAUCCUCAGCUUAAAGUCUGUGGGCAGCAACGUGGGGAGGGAGCGACAGUUCCACAGUCACACUUUGUCCAGAGAGCCUGGCCUGAGCACCAGUGCCACUUUGGGCCACCUGGGGGGGCGUCUCACCAUCCCCAACACAGGUGUGAGUCUGCUGGUCCCGCCUGGCACCAUCCCCCAAGGGAAGUUCUAUGAGAUGUACCUCAUCAUCAGCAAAUGGGAAAAAACCACGUUGCCGUCUGAGGGCAGUCAGACUGUGCUGAGCCCUGCAGUGAGCUGUGGUCCAUCUGCUUUGCUGCUCAAUCGCCCUGUUGUCCUUACCUUGCCCCACUGUGCCCAGCUAGACACACCAACCCCUGACUGGACACUCACGCUGAAGACGCAGACCCAUCAAGGAGCAUGGGAGGAGGUGCUCACAGUGGGAGAGGAAAGUUUGUCCUCUCCUUGCUACUUGCAGCUGGAAGAGGAGUGUUGUCAUGUUCUUAUGGAGCAGCUGGGCACGUAUGGCCUGGUGGGUCAAUCCUGCCCUCCACAGCCCGCCUGCAAGCGCCUUCAGCUGGCUUUGUUUGCACCCAGAGCACCCUGCCUCUCCCUGGACUACAGCCUGCGUAUUUACUGCAUCCAUGACACGCCUCAUGCACUUAAGGAGGUACUGGAUUUAGAGAGAAGUCUAGGGGGAGUCUUGCUGGAGGAUCCCAAACCACUACUGUUUAAAGAUAGCUACCACAACUUACGUCUGUCCAUCCACGACAUCCCUCACACUCACUGGAGAAGCAAACUACUGGCCAAGUACCAGGAGAUCCCGUUCUAUCACAUCUGGAGUGGCAGUCAGAGACCUCUGCAUUGCACCUUCAGCCUGGAGAGAAGCAGCCUGGUCGUGUCACAGCUUUCCUGUAAAAUCUGCGUGCGACAAGUGGAAGGGGAAGGACAAAUCUUCCAGCUGCACACAGACAUCCAGGAGACACUCCCACCGCACUCUCCCCUCCCCUCCGCAGGCUCCUGUCUGCCCUCUUCUCAAGUAGGACCAUAUGCCUUCCGCCUGCCUGAGUCCAUCCGCCAGAAGAUCUGCGCCAGUUUGGACGCACCCAGCGCCCGAGGGUGUGACUGGAGACUACUAGCACGCAGUUUAGGCUUCGACAGGUAUUUGAACUACUUUGCAACAAAGCCCAGCCCCACAGGUGUCCUCCUGGACUUGUGGGAAGCUUGUCACCAAGGUGACGCAGACCUGGUCUCUCUGGCGACGGCGUUGGAAGAGAUGGGAAAAAGCGAAGUGCUAGUUGUCAUGACGACAGAUGGGGAUUGUUGAUUGGUGGAGGAAGAAGACGGGCAAACAGGAAUGACGAUAACACACCUGCCUAUGAAUACCUACUAAGUACACGCGGAUGGCGCUUUAGUUGCUCUCGGACUUGUACUCUUAUUACCUCUUUUUCACUUCCCCUUCACCCGUUUUCAGAACUUAACAAAGCAGUUUUUUUUUCUUCUUACCAAGUCAGCAAGUGACCAUGUCGAUGUACAGAAAAGCUGUUUUCCCGGAUAGAAAACAAACAAAAAAAAAAGAAUGUAUGCACAAAGCAACAAACAGGAAAACGUGGGAUUACUGGUGUUUGAGCGGCAGCAUGGAAGCGCAUGAUUGAACGCCAUCUCACCUCGGGGGGCCAGUCGCCUUUUUUUUUUUGUUGUUUUCGUCCCCAAUGCAAAUCUCCAUUGUCGUCGUGGGCGGAAUCAACCUGCGGCUGCAGACGCACUCAAAAGACACGGAUAAAGUGGUCAUUAAUCGGCUCGGAUUUGCCGCUGCAGACGAAUCAAAACGAGGAUGGAUGUGUGAGAGAAAGCCUCCAUGCUUAUCUCUCAAAAGUCCAACCAACGACUCUUUCUAUUGUACUAACAAAAAAUGCCUCAAAGCCUCUGCAUAUAUUCAUCAUUGCAAUUUACAAGGGGGGGGGGCACGCUGUAAUCUCCUUUAUGCCGCACUCCCAUCUACUCUCAUAACAAAUUGCAAGAGUUUUCUGGUCAUUCUUUCAAAGUUUCCAACAGGGAACGCUCUUUUAAGUUAUUAUCCAUAUUGUGAAUUGUUUGUCAUUGCUGUCCUCUUUAAAGCAAGUAAUGGCGUACGUUCAACAACACAGCAAGCAGUCGCUGUUUUCUACUUUUAUGUGUUUGCAUAAAUCACGAUGAUUAGCUACGCUUUGCAAGAAACAAGGCUGCAAAAGCGUAUAACUUUUACCUCAACCUCAAAAUAUUUCAAUCAAGUCAUUGUAGCUUCAUGAAGUCUUUCCAUUUCCCUUGUUUGUGUUUUCCUAAUCUGCCUGCUUUGUGGUCAGGAUUCCUCAAGCUAUUUUUUCGUCAGCAGUGUUAGCAAGGAGGACAAAGAACACACUCAAAGUCUUCAUAUGUUUGAAAUCCCAAAACCAAAACAAUGGCAGUAUCACUCCUCUUCAGCAGCGAGUCAUGUUGCUGCUUUGUGUGAAUGAACUGGAAAUGUAAUGUGUGUGUGUGUGUGUGUGUGUUGACAUGCCAACUUUAGUAUGUGGAUUUUUUGGCUGUUCCACAUUAGAAAAAAAGCUUGCAUUACCCCAUUAGAUUGAGUGUGUGUGUGUGUGUGUGUGUGUGUGCAUCUUGGUAAGUGCUCUAUGCAAGUGCAAAAGAGAAGAAAAGCAUUUGGACUUCUUUUGCUUUCCUGGAAGAGUAAUUCUAUUUUUUCAAAUACAAGCAUAAAAGACAGGGUUUUUGAUUUUAUAUCAAACAAAAACAAGAAUGCUUAACUUUUUUUCUGGAUGGAUGACUAUUUAAAAAAAAAAAAAAAAAAAAGAAAGCAUAAUAGGGUAUAAGUGUUGUACCUUGUGAAGUUCUCAACACCAGUUCAGUACAAUGCAGGAAUGGAAGUGUAACCAGUAUUUAUUAUUGGAUUGUUCAAUGUAGCUUUGGUGUGGUUUUGCUGCAGGUGGAAGUCCGGAACUUGCUCCCCUUCAAAAGAAGUAAGCCUUUCUUUAAAUAAAAAAAAAUCAUAAUUUUUACAAAAAAUUGUAAGAAAAGCAAAUGUUAUUUCAGUGACAUUUUAUCUCUCUGUAAAGUACCAAUUGUAAAUAAACAGCUAGCCUUCUUACCUGUAACUAAAUAUAAUUUUUAUGCAAUAAAUUAUAUUUCUUAGUUUAAAAAAAAUGAUUGUGUGGUUUGUCAUUUAGAAAAGGGCUCACUCCAUUUGUGCAGUUGUUUUAUGGUUCGAACACGCCAAGGAAAAGACACAUAUGAA
Molecule: messenger RNA, 5534 nt
Organism: Doryrhamphus excisus (bluestripe pipefish)
Lineage: Eukaryota; Metazoa; Chordata; Actinopteri; Syngnathiformes; Syngnathidae
Gene: unc5b
Product: unc-5 netrin receptor B
Biological process (GO): anterior/posterior axon guidance; netrin-activated signaling pathway
Cellular component (GO): membrane
Molecular function (GO): protein binding; netrin receptor activity
Source: RefSeq, a predicted model, not a curated record